Molecule: messenger RNA, 795 nt
Organism: Aspergillus glaucus CBS 516.65
Lineage: Eukaryota; Fungi; Ascomycota; Eurotiomycetes; Eurotiales; Aspergillaceae
Exons: 2
Coding region: 1-795 (264 amino acids)
Source: RefSeq, a predicted model, not a curated record
AUGAAGUUUCCUCUUUUUUUCUUGCUUGCUCUCUGUAUAUCGAAAGCAGCCGCUUUCGGUUUAUACGGCUGCUAUGAACGGCUCAUGUAUUGGCAAGCCUACCAGAUGGACAGCGGGUCCAAGAAACAAAGAAUCGCGAAGGCCUGCUCGAGAGACGCAGAGACCGCUAAGGUGGUCGGUCCGGUCAGUGGAGGUCGAUGCAAUCUGAGACAAUUCCUCUAUUAUAUCUCAGCCAGCGAGGAGGAGAAGGCAACCAUCGCGGACAAGAGCAAGAUGAAAGACGCAGACCUCGCCAAGGAAAAUACUGCACUCGACGAGGUUGCUUCUAAGCUCUACGGGGCUAAUGUUGGAAGGAAUUACCAACCCGGCCGCAUCUACGAGAAUCUGGGGCCUACCUCUGGGACCCAUGAGGCUCGGUCUCGGGUCCAGUACGGACGACAGGCCAACGCGGUCCGGGAUAUAGGAACUGAGAUUCGGAAAAAAUACGAUAAUGAGGUUUGGGAGAAGCAACCAAAGACUAAGAAAGGUGAAGUGGAGAAGGACGUCCCCUUGGUUAAGGAGGGAUUGGUCAAGGAGAGAAUGGGUAUUCCUAAUGGAGGUGUCGAUGGAUGGAUCACUUGCGAUCUACAGGACGCAAAAACGGCGGUUAACGCUGAGGAGACAAAAGCUGGCAGAGAACCAAUGAAAUUGAAAGAUUUCAUUGACGAUUGGUCAACGAACGAGGGUGGCCACAGGUUGAAUAUCAACGCAGCGAAAGAUGCGAAAUUGAAAAUUUCAGGAGGUUGUUCAGCAUGA